Cotesia glomerata is the source of this 1814-nucleotide messenger RNA. RefSeq lists its product as uncharacterized. The transcript is spliced from 2 exons. Lineage: Eukaryota; Metazoa; Arthropoda; Insecta; Hymenoptera; Braconidae. The record is from RefSeq and is a predicted model, not a curated record. Gene Ontology annotation, molecular function: protein binding. Gene Ontology annotation, cellular component: nucleus; cytoplasm. The coding region runs from base 246 to 1754 and encodes 502 amino acids.
AACGGUAUUUCGAAGUUGCAAAAUUUUAUUUAAUUCUACGUGAUUUCAUCGAAACAUCAGACUCCGGCGUGGUAUAAGAUUAAAUCUACCGAAUAAUAGUUUAAAAAAGUGAAAAAUCAAAAAUUUAUAAUUCACUAUUUAAAAAAGUGAUUUUUAGUGGUAACUAUAGUGAAUAACGACUCUUACUCUUUAAUUAUUACAAUAAUUAACAAAAAUUGUAGUUGUAAACAAUUGAUAAAGAUAAUAUGGGUACUGAAAUUUAUGAAUAUCGCACAGCAGUGUUUAAAUCUAUUUCAAAUCAUCAAAUGGGACGUUAUAGCUUAUUUUUUGAAAAUAAAAUAGUUAAAAAUGAACCUAUAGCAACGACUGGACCUUAUGCUGGAUACACAGCAUUGCAUAUAGCUUGUAUGGAUGGAAAUAUAGAAUUGGUAAGAUUAUUAGUUGAAGACUACCAUGCAAAUGUAAAUGCUGUUGCUGGCGAUGGAGCUCAACCUAUUCACCUGGCGUGUUUAUUCGAAAAUUCGAUUCCUCGGGAACUUAUAGAUAUUUUGUUAAAAGCUGGUGCCAACGUGGAUGCUGAAAUAGAACAACAACUUUUUGAAAAAUACAUUAGAAAGAAAAGGUGGCUCAACGAUUUUGGGAAUAAGAUGACUUUGUUAACUUAUUCAAUCCUAUAUGGUAUUAAUAGUACGUGUCUGGUAGCGUUUAUAAAUGGCAACGCAAAUUUAAAAGUUAAGAGUCGAAACAAUAAAACACUGUUGAUGUAUGCCAUUGAAAAUGGGCAUAGCUCACUCGCACUGUCACUCAUAGAAGCCGUAAAAGACCAUGAAUGGAUAAACGCUCGUGAUAGUGAUGGUUAUCCUGCUACCCACUAUAGAUUACUUCUAGAUGAUUCCAGAAAUAGUCGAUGCUUUAAUAAUAAUGACACGGAAUUCAAAGAUGAUUUGAGUAGCGCUAUUGUGAUUCGCGAAUUACUUGAUGCCGGUGCUGAUGUUAACGCAACUAUCAAUAAUGAUCCAAAUAGUCUAUUGAUCAAUAUAGCGGCUCUCAAACAUUUUCCACAAACACUGUGUGAAUUGUUGCCUUAUUAUGACAAUACUUCAAAAUCAACGGCUUUGCAUUACUUAUUACGUCCACCUAAAACUCCACAGACAGAAUCCACUAUUUCUACAAAAAGGGCAUGUAUCGCGUUGAUUCUAAAAAACAUUAUUUAUAGACGUACGUUUGGUUUUUUUGUUCCUGAAGAUGAAAAAAUAUUGAUGGACAAGUUAAUUGCUGAAGACACAUAUUACAAGAAGCUAACACACACCUACAAACAAAAUGACGUUCAAGGAGAGUUAAAAACAAAAGUACUUAAGUAUGAUGAUAAAACUAUCACGUAUUAUGACUUCAUAAUGUCUUGUUUUAAUGAUAAAAAAUUACGAUUGAUUGUGCAAAAUAAAUCCUUAAUGGACGCUUUUGAGAAUACCUUCCCAAACCCUCAUUCUUAUUUUAUUCAUAUGUCAUUUCUUAAUAAACCUGAUAUAACUUCUUAUUCUAUGGAAUGUUUUAAUGAUGUUGAUUAUUUUUUAAUCCGGAACCAAAUUUCGAUAAGAAUAAAAAAAACUUCAAGAAGACUUGAGCAGUUAAAAGCAUUAAAAAAAAUAGAAAAUCUCUAUAAAGCUAUCCCUUUGCCAUAUGAAUUGGUAAUAACAAUAGUUGAAUAUUUUAAUUAUCAAGACUUUAAAAUUUUUAUUCAGGCUUUUUAUUUAUAAUAUAUUUACUUUUGUAAACAAAAUCGAAUAAUUGUAUUUGUAGUAAAUAAUAACGAAGGG